AGACAAAGCACGCGACGUCUCGAGAUCUGUUCGCCCGUCGCACACCUCCACCACCGCCGCCGCUCGUUACAUUGUUCACGCUCGCCGCCCAAAAAUCGCGCCGCCGUCUGUCAUUGUCGCCGACGAUCCUCAUUGUCGCUCACGCCCGCUUGCCGCCCAGCCUCAAAGUCCGUCAGCGGCUUCAGAGUUCAGGGUGCCGCUCACCCUUGACCUCACUGCUACCCGAAGACCAACCACCACCGCACUGCGCGACUGUCAGCGUGUCGGCCACCGCGCACCGACAGCACACCCGGGUCCGACGACUCUACCACGUCCGCGCGGUCACGCGCCCGCUCCUUGCGCUCCGCCCACCUGCUGGGCAGCCAACCACCCUCGGCGCAUUGUUGGCCACCGCUGCCAAACGCUCCCGCGAUGGCCGGCAAUCAGCCCAAUACACUCUACAGGCCGGACCAGUUCAUGAAUCCAGGACCUGCCCCGCCACCGCCCACCGAUCGUCGUCCCAAGGUCACACUCACACCAAACGUCUACAACACGCCAGGCAACCCGAACCUCAAAUAUGUCGGUAACGACUCCGACAGCUCCCUCAAUGCUUCGCAGUCGUCGCUCGGCCGCACCGCAACGAGCAAUGGCGAAAUGACGGUGAUCAAGGAUGGCUGGGCGAAGGUCAAGGAGGAGGGCGGAGGCUUUAUGAAAGCGUUCUGGAACGAGCGCUUCCUCGUUCUGCGGGAGAAGCAGCUCGAUUUCCUGAAAUCAAGCUCUACCAACAAGACCACAAGCGUCAUCUAUCUCAAGGACGUGUCGCAUGUGACGCGUUCCGACAACUACCCCUACAGCUUGGAGAUCACUCGCGACGGGAACAAAAUAUGGAUUCUCAAAUUUGACACAGACACCGAGGUCUACAACUGGAUGGACAAUAUCUACGAUCGCUGUCCCCAAAUGGGUGGUGUUUCGCACCCCACGGGCUUUUCCCAUCGAGUCCACGUCGGCUUCGAUCCAGUGACUGGAGGCUUCGUCGGAUUGCCAGUCGAAUGGGAGAGAUUGCUCAAAGGCAGUGCUUUGACCAAAGAUGAUAUGGCCAAGAACCCGCAGGCUGUCAUGGAAGUCCUGCAAUUCUACACCGACAAGCUCCAAGUCCGAGCAGACGACCCGAAGUCCUACCCAUCACUCACACCUACGCCAAGUGCCGAAAACAACGCGAACAAACAGCUUGGCUAUUCUGCGGGCAAUGGCGUGACGCCACCUAGGCCGCAACCCCCAGGAGCGAGUCGGCAGGACAGCAACUAUAGCGCCACUAGCCAGUCGAGGGCACCCGGCAGUGGUUAUGGAUCUGGGGCCUCCAGAGAUCAAUCGACCGAUCGCCGAAACGAAGACGAACGCAGACGGCGACAGGAGGAGCAACGUGAGCGUCAACGAAGACUUGACGAAGAGCAGGAGCGCAGGCGGCGAGAACAAGAAGAUCGCGAGUACAACGAGUCUCUGCCAAAGCACAAGCUGCCCCUUGCGAAGCAAGAGGUUGGUGGGGGAGGUUACAGUGACUCUUCAUCGCGCGAUGCGAGCCCAGGUAAUGGACAAAGCAGGUAUAACGCAUCUAGACCAGCGCCUCCUGCGCCAUCACAAAGCAAAAGCGGCAGCACGCUACCGAUACGGAACUUGCAGGCACAGAGAGCGGCGCCGUCGCCUCCACAGAAUGGUGGGUCAACCCCUGCAAAGAAACCUGGUGCACCUGCUCAAUCACCUUAUGCAGUCAAACAACCUUCACCAGCAAAUGGCGGGCAGUCCAGGAAAGAUGAAGCACCGCUCACGCGGAAACCGUCUGAGACUGGCCACCAGAAGCAACCAUCGGCUUCCGGCCAAGUGAAACCCCUCAAUGUCGCGACCAAGCAGCCUACCGGCAAACCAGAUGCCGUGAAGCAGGCUGAGGCCGCGCUCACCAAGAAGGACCCAGAACCGAAGAAGGAAGUUCGAAUGAGUGCCAUGUCCGAUGCCCAGGUUAUGGACCGUCUGCGAUCAGUGGUCACCUUGAGUAACCCUCUUGAGAGCUAUAACAAGCAGAAGAAGAUUGGUCAAGGUGCUUCUGGCUCCGUGUAUGUGGCAAGGGUGCGCGAGAACGCUCCUAGCUCGACUGCUCAGAACUUGAUCAAGCAGUACGGCCCCAAGGCUCAAGUGGCUAUCAAGCAGAUGGAUCUCCGAUCGCAACCAAGGAAGGAGCUGAUUGUGAAUGAGAUCAUCGUCAUGAAGGAGAGCCGUCACGACAACAUUGUCAAUUUCCUUGAUGCCUUCUUGCAAGAGGAGACUUUUGAGCUCUGGGUCGUCAUGGAGUUCAUGGAAGGUGGUGCUUUGACUGACGUGAUAGACAACAAUGCCUCUAUCACUGAAGAUCAAAUUGCGACGAUAUGUCUGGAGACUUGCAAGGGCUUGAUUCACUUGCAUGCCCAGAAUAUCAUCCACAGAGAUAUCAAGUCCGACAACGUUCUCCUGUCCUCCCGCGGCGCAGUCAAGAUUACUGAUUUUGGUUUCUGCGCUAAGCUAACAGAACAACGAUCGAAGCGUGCUACGAUGGUCGGCACUCCGUACUGGAUGGCUCCGGAAGUCGUCAAGCAAAAGGAGUAUGGGUCCAAGGUCGACAUCUGGUCUUUGGGUAUCAUGGCCAUCGAGAUGAUUGAGUCCGAGCCACCGUAUCUGAACGAAGAGCCGCUCAAGGCUCUGUAUCUCAUUGCAACAAACGGAACGCCGAGACUGAAGAAGCCAGAGAAGCUGAGCAAGGAGCUCAAGGCUUUCCUGAGUGUCUGUCUGUGCGUGGACGUUAAGUCCAGAGCAACAGCUGAAGAGCUUGGCCGACAUGAGUUCUUGCAGCACGGGUGCUCUCUGGCCAGUUUGAGCGAGCUUUUGCGCUUCAGGAAGGGAGGCGGACACUAAAAUCGGUGGAACGAGAAUGGAACAAAUUUAUACCCACAUGGCUCCAUGCCUAAGGCGAGUCGAUUGCCAGACGCGAAGCGAAGCGCGACGGGCGUCAGCGCGCGCGUGUUGAGGCUAGCCCUCAAUUGGCAAGGAUCACAGGCCGAGUCGCGCAGAGGGCAAAGACGAGAGAAAGGAUCUUUUUCGGAGGAGGAAACGCAUUUUCGCUUAAGGCAAAAGAACCAAGAUACCACUUUUGACGGCUGGAAUAUGGGAAUGGAAUGGAACAGUGAGGGUAGUACUCGCUAUCACGGGGUAUGAAAAACAUGAAGGUAAUUGACUAACGCCCGAAACAUCAACAAAUUACUGCAAGACAGUCACGUAUGUAGCGACGCGGUGCGAUCGAAAUCAGUCCACAUAGACGAGAAUGAAAGUUACGGCGGUUAGUAAAAGCGAGAUUGUCUUAUGAGAGAAGUGCAAGAGCGAAUCGAGAGGUGCA
Molecule: messenger RNA, 3394 nt
Organism: Cercospora beticola
Lineage: Eukaryota; Fungi; Ascomycota; Dothideomycetes; Mycosphaerellales; Mycosphaerellaceae
Source: RefSeq, a predicted model, not a curated record